UCUCAUCCAUCGCCUCUUACACUUACCCAAUCAUCGGACAUCCCCAAAGAGUGUCUUCUCUUUCCUUUUAGCUUCUCCUCCUGUCUUUCAUUCAGUUUCCUGAGCUUCUCCUCACAUCUCUUGUCAAAUGUUCUGUCUCACCAUAGCCUGCUCCUUCUUAAUUUACACCGCUUGAUACUCCUGGUUUGUUUUGCAUCAUGAACCCUGGUAUUCAACAGUCAGAUGGAAAGGCAAAGCGCUCUAUAGAUGGGAGUGUUGAUCACAGUUUGGGAAGGGGCGUUGAGGGACAUGGGCCACCGCCGCUGAAGAAUUACAUUUUUCUGACCAUUUUCACCUGCUUUUGCCCAGCAUGGCCUAUCAACAUUGUGGCAUUGGUUUUUUCUCUGAUGUCUCAGAGCAGUUAUGAUGCAGAUGACUAUGAAGGAGCUCAGCGGCUGGGGAGGAAGGCUCUUCACAUGGGAAUCGCUUCCUUAGUCAUUGGCCUCUUGAUCAUUAUGAUCUACUGUAUUGUCCAUUUCACCAAGAAUGCAGUCUGAUCUUGAAGAGAUGAGCAAAACUGGAAAUUGCGUUGUGAACCGGUGGCGAUCAGUUCCAGUGAACAUGAGAGGACACUGUGAGCGCUAAACCCAGAACGUGGUUUCACUGGGAUGGCACAAUGUGCUUGAACCAUCCUGGAUUUAUAAGUUAUCAACAUUUUGAAAUGGAAUGUAUAAAAGGGUCUGAUUUGCUAAAAGCAUGGCCAAAAGGAGUCUGAAAUAUAGAAAAUCACUUCAUAUUCAUACCAUCGCAUAAAUAUUUCAGAGUGAUGUCAUUUAUUUGUGCAUCUAUGUUGAAUAUAAUGGCACCUCAAAUCUUGUAAAUGUGUAUAGUUUAGAGGUGUAAAUUAUUUUGUCCUGAAACACAUUAAAAGAGUGCUAUCUCCCAAACAGCUAACUGAUGCUUUAAAAGACAAAUGAAAAAAAAAAUGUUGUAUGUAUGAAUGUAAAAAUAACAUUUGUGAUUGUAUUUUUUUUUUUUAAUAGAAAAACAAGAAUAAAUGUCUGAAAUGACUCAGUACACUACAUACAUAAGUUUCUGUCACAGUUUUAUAAUGCCUUAUAGCAGGCACCAGUGCUCAAGGAUAUUAGGGUACAAUGGGGCUAAAGGCACUGCGGGGUAAAAUUUCUGUUUGUCACUAUACACUGGAAAAUUCUCCGGAUCCAUGAGGAUCACACAAAGGUGUGUGUUGUCUAAAGUUUGAUUUUGAGGCAAUUUGAUCUAAUUUUUAUUAUUUUUUUUAAAUGUUGCAAAUUUAUGUAGUUAAUGACAAUCCCUGAAUUUAACACAUUUCUUUUGAGACAAAAUACUCAUUUAUCAUUUUCAGUUUUGUUUAAGGUCAUUAAAUCAAACAUUUUUCAAUAACUGUCCGAUAAGUGAAAGGAUAGUAUUUGGGGUAAAAAGCCCCCCUGUUGCACGGGCUAAAGGCCCCUAUUAAACACUUUGUUUUUGUUUUUCUCAAGUGGGGUGAAUAUGUUUGUUAUGAAAAAUGUUCAAAGUGGACUCACAUGACUGAUCCAAUCACAAAAGAGAUCAGUUUGUUUAUAGAAUAUUUGAGAUGUAAUAAAAUGCCAGGAAAUGAACAGGAAAUGGUUGACUUUUUCUGAAGUAAU
This is a messenger RNA of Myxocyprinus asiaticus (Chinese sucker), 1649 nucleotides long. RefSeq names its product transmembrane protein 233-like. Gene Ontology annotation, cellular component: membrane. The coding region runs from base 198 to 536 and encodes 112 amino acids. The transcript is spliced from 3 exons. NCBI's taxonomy places the organism in Eukaryota, Metazoa, Chordata, Actinopteri, Cypriniformes, Catostomidae. The record is from RefSeq and is a predicted model, not a curated record.